Messenger RNA from Theobroma cacao (cacao), 1051 nucleotides. RefSeq lists its product as uncharacterized. Lineage: Eukaryota; Viridiplantae; Streptophyta; Magnoliopsida; Malvales; Malvaceae. The record is from RefSeq and is a predicted model, not a curated record.
CCGUUGCCGGGGAUCGAACCCGGGCCUCCUGGGUGAAAGCCAGACAUCCUAGCCACUGGACGACAACGGAAUUUUUAUAAGUGAUCCCUGUUGAAUUUAUAUGUCGAUUUGUCAAAUAGAGCUAGCAGUUUCGCCCUUGAUUAAAGCCUCCGCCUUUUUGCUUCCUGGGUCUCAACCUUAAGAUCUAAAGAUCCUAAACCAAACUCAAAUGGAAAAGAAACAGUCAGCACGAGGAGAUAUAUCAUCUGCCCAAGCAGUUUUACUUGGAGCUUUAGCUCCUGGUGUCAACGGUCCCACAUGGAAUACACUGAAAACAGCGUUUUUGAUGUUGGGUCUUUGCCUUGCUGUUAUGUUCGGUUUAGCAUUCUCCUCUAGCGACUCUACCUUGAUUCUUCAUGUUGCCUUCCUUGUUCUCAUCACCAUCACCCUCUUUUUACUUCUUGACUGGUUUCUUGAACAGACUGGUUUGGUUUCUGUUGAAUGUCAAAUGCAAGAGAUGGACUUGGUACCAAAUGAUCGUCGGAGAUAAUCAAUAAGAAGCAAGUAAACAGAAUUAACAAUUUCCAUUUUUUUUCUUAAUAUUUAUAUAGCAUUUACAAGUGAAGAUUUCAUCAACAAAGGAGGAACGGCAACAAGAUGAUAAAUGAGAGGCAUUCCUACAGAGGGAAUGAGAAGAAAAAGUUGAGGAAAUGGUGAGCGAAUCAUGGUACUUCCUCCACUCGCUCUAGAAUCGCAUCAGAGACACCCUCAUUAGUCGCUCUUUGGCUCCUUCUCCUUGUGUUUGCUCUUCUUGCUCUUGAUGAAGCAGAAGCAUGAGCAGCAAGGGAGCUGAAGCAAAAACUUCAUAUUUCAUGAACUGAUGGUUCGAAUGUUUGCAGAAAACCAAUGUCUAUAUAGAGCUCCAUCCUCGGUUUAUUAUUAUUAUUAUUUUAUUCUCAUAUUCAUUUCUGUUCUUGGAUGCUAUUCGUAUUCCUCAUUGUUAUGGAUAAAGAAGAUGCCUAACUUCACAAUGACUUAUUCACAGCCAUUGGAUGUCUUCUGCUUUUUUGUG